Cicer arietinum (chickpea) is the source of this 2419-nucleotide messenger RNA. Its product is annotated as serine/threonine-protein kinase-like protein At3g51990. NCBI's taxonomy places the organism in Eukaryota, Viridiplantae, Streptophyta, Magnoliopsida, Fabales, Fabaceae. Gene Ontology annotation, molecular function: ATP binding; protein kinase activity. The record is from RefSeq and is a predicted model, not a curated record. Gene Ontology annotation, biological process: protein phosphorylation.
AAUGGCACGCCAUUUGUUUGGGCAACUGUGAAUGUGGUGCACGACUUUGCAUGCAGGGAACAUUAUUAAUUAAAUAAUUAAAUUCGAAAGCAAAGACAUGAGGAGAUAAACUAAAGAAAAAGGGAAAAAGAAAAGAAUAAAGGGAAAGAAAAAGUAUUAUGCGUCCAAGCUUGGAUUGCAUUAACAAUUAUCGUCCUCCAAAGCUGCGAAUCAUAUACGACUUUUUUGUUUAAAGUUUCAACUUCAACACACCUUUCUUUACACUCAUGGGUUUUCUCGCCCCAUUUUUCCUCUCUGCUCCCAUUCCCUUUCUUUUCAUUUCAAUUCAAUUUCUCUUACCAAACCCAACUCAAUAAUGGGUUAUCUCUUUUGCAAUGCCGAUUCUGCCAUUGCUACAUGCGAUCCCCAUUAUUGGGAUCUCAACAAAAGAAAAAACAAAUCAAUACCAAUAACCCGUACCCACACUAUCACAGAGUUUCUCUACACCGACAUCGUCACCGCCACAAACGCUUUCUCCGCCGAAAGCUACUUAGGUAAAGGCAGCCAUGGCAGAGUCUACAGAGCUACCUUAAACACCGUCAAAGGCAACGGAAACCUCGUCGUCGCCGUUAAAACAACAAAGCUAACCAGCAAAAACAAACAUAACCACGCAAAUGCUAAAAACUGCACCGGUUGCGGUAACUGUACGAGUCCGGUAGAGAACGAGAUCGAGAUUCUCUCGCAAGUUCCAAGUCCUCGCCUCGUUAACAUAAUAGGUUACUGUACCGACCCAAACGACAAUAAAUUAAUUGUCGUUGAAUACAUGCCAAACGGUUCGCUUCACGAUCUUUUACAUUCAACCACUAGACCGCCCGGUUGGACCAGACGGAUCCGGUUCGCUUUACAAGUUGCAAAAGCGGUUCGAACCUUACACGCUUCUAAUCCUCCCGUGAUUCACCGUGACAUUAAAUCCUCUAACGUUUUGAUCGAUAGGGAUUGGAAAGCGAGAGUCGGUGACUUUGGUCUCGCACUAAGGGGACACGUGGAGGAUGUUCGCGUUAAGUGUACGCCACCCGCGGGUACUUUAGGGUAUCUCGAUCCUUGCUAUCUUGCGCCGGGGGAUCUUAGUGCUAAGAGUGAUGUGUUCAGUUUUGGGAUUCUGUUGUUGGAGAUAAUCAGUGGAAGGAAUGCUAUUGAUGUUAAUUACAGUCCUCCUUCGGUGGUUGAUUGGGCGGUUCCUCUUAUCAGGCGAGGGGAUUUUGCCGGAUUAUGUGACCGCAGGAUUGGAACGCCGUUGGAUCAAACAGUGUUGCGGCUGUUGGCGGUGCUUGCAGCAAGAUGCGUGAGAUCUACGGCGGAGAAACGGCCGGGGAUGGUAGAGGUUGUGGAGUGUAUUAAACUGGCGAGGAAGAGGAUUUCGGAAUCUCCGUUAUGGAGGAGUCUGAGGCGGCGCGUGGCGCGUGUGGAGAGUGCACAACCGUUGAUGAAGUGGGAAGCGUAUGAUUGUGAUUAUGACUAUAAUAAUACUAAUAAUAAUUAUGAUUGUGAUUGGGAAAGGAAUGAAGAAGUUGUGAAGAUAGUAAAGAGUGGGAGCAGUAGUAGAAGGAAGAGUAAAGUAUCGAGUGUGGCGGGUGUAGAGUAUGAGAAUAAACCCUCAAAGUUAAAGUCAAAGUCAAAUAAAGGAGCGAGAUCUAAGUCGUCGAAGAAAGUAGCGAGAUCCAAGACCAUUGGUUCUGUUUCUGGUUGUGUUGGUAGUAGGAGGAGUGGGAUUCAAAUGGUUUCGGAGAAAACGGGAGGAGUGAGGCUAAAAAAGUCAAAGUCAAUGGGGGUGUUGCAAGGCCCUGUUCUUUUGCAUCAUGAUGCAAUUAAUUGGUGUGAUGAGAGUGAGACGAUGGCAAUGUCGAAGUUGGUGAUUUCAGAACAUAAGAAGUUGGAGAAAAAAAUGCUUGAAAAGCCGUUGGUUCACUCGUAUGGUUGGGAAUCUGAAUAAACAAAAAUGGUUUCUGAACAUGCAAUCCAUGUGACGAGGCACGGAAUCCAAUUUCCAUUAAGCUGGAUGAUUAGUCUGGUAACACUAACACCAAAACAGUUGGGAGUAAGUUAACUACCCUUGCAAAAGAUAUAGACCAGCCUGUUGGGGGUGGGUCUCAACUUGCGAUCGUUAAGCAGUGCCAGUGAUCAAACGGAUAAUCAUGCUUACUCUCACAAUCUCUUCCGGGAAAAGGGGAAGUAUUUGUGUUUGUUGUUUAACACUAAUUAAAUUAUUCCAUGCAUUCCAAUUUGCUAAUUUUAAUAUUUUAUCUUUUUUAUAAAAUAACAUCAUGUAUUUUAGAAAUUCAGUUAUACGUUUGUUUCUCAAAUACUCUUUAAACUAUUUACUCCUAUGCUCUUUGUACUAGCUCAGUAUUCAAGCAAAAUAAAUAUAAAAAAAAUUGACUAA